Messenger RNA from Cladocopium goreaui, 408 nucleotides. The record is from the annotation of a GenBank genome assembly. Lineage: Eukaryota; Dinophyceae; Suessiales; Symbiodiniaceae.
AUGACGACCUUUCUGGCAAGCUACUCGGAGGACGGCUCGGUGCUCAAUGCAAUGAUGGGAUGCGUGGCGAACAGCUCAGUGGUGAAGGAGAUUCUUCAACAACUCCUGAGAUUCUACAGGCAGUGGCCAACAGAGACUGUCCAGACCAGGGUUUGCAGCCCUGGAGGGGCGCUGAGAUCCUCUGUGGUCCGCACGUCUUCAGGAUGUUCGAGGAGAGGCAGCUCCCGUGUUGGCUGCCCGAGGAUCCAGAUUGCCCGGGCAGCCGCUACACCAGCGACUUUCCCGGGGUCAAAUAUGGAAUCUACGUGCCGUCAGGGCCACUGGUCGCCUGGCCUCGCUUCGCGAACUGUUCAGAGUGGGGCUGCCUUACAGGGGGCUGGCCAACGGAGACCCCAACCCAAGAGGUAA